Venturia canescens is the source of this 4110-nucleotide messenger RNA. RefSeq lists its product as uncharacterized. Gene Ontology annotation, biological process: negative regulation of transcription by RNA polymerase II; regulation of cell cycle process; neuron differentiation. The transcript has a single exon. Lineage: Eukaryota; Metazoa; Arthropoda; Insecta; Hymenoptera; Ichneumonidae. The record is from RefSeq and is a predicted model, not a curated record. The coding region runs from base 241 to 1809 and encodes 522 amino acids. Gene Ontology annotation, cellular component: nucleus; transcription repressor complex. Gene Ontology annotation, molecular function: DNA-binding transcription repressor activity, RNA polymerase II-specific; RNA polymerase II cis-regulatory region sequence-specific DNA binding.
AGCGUGAACAACUGCGCUCGAAGUGCGAGUACAAAAGAUAUUCGGAGACAUCGAGUUGGUGCAAGUGUUUUCCAAAUAUAAGAACAAACAUUCUGAGAACUGAGUUUUGAGGAGGCUGCAAUGACAGUUGUUUUCUUCAAAUUGUGAUCCACGUUGAAGAGCCCAAAGUUCCAUCUACGUUGGAAUGUUCGACGAAUGAGUCAUUCCGCCCGUUAGUUCGAGGUUGGUUAGUUGCAAACGAUGCUGCACAGCACAUUGCCACGGGCAUUUCUGCCCCCGGGAUUGAACUACUUGGGUGGCUAUUACGGAGACGACGGCCACGUGUACUCAACGGCGACUCACUACGUGCCCUGCCUGGAGGAUCCUUACGCGAGGAUCGCUGAUCAGAGAAUUCAGUUGAGUGGCUGGGAGACCGGAGCACGUCCGGUCAGUCCGAGUCCCUUGGACUUGUCGUUGAAGCCACCGCCGGCGAGUCAGACAUCGGUGACGGAGGAAUGCGAGGCGAUCGAGGUAGACGACGAGGAAAACCUUCGAUUCGCCAUGAGUCUGCAGCGAAGGUCCUUAAUGGCGAAGAGAUCGUAUUCCAACAGCGAAGAGCUGUCUUCGGGGAUGGAUGACUUCCAGAAUGAGACCGGUAGAAGUUCAUCGGUCCAAAGUUAUCACAGCUACGCAGACAUGAUCAGCGCCAAGGAUUCUGCGGAUCCUCGAGUUCGUCUGCCAACUGGGCGACGCGAAGACCUGACGAGUCCCAGAAUUCAUGGGUAUCCGAGCUUCGAGGAGUUGCGGACGAAGAAGGAAGUGACGGAUCCUGGGGAAGCUGGCUACGCGAUUCACAAUCCUACCGAUCCGUCUGUCUGCUCCGCCGGAGAUCAACGAGAUUAUCAAACCUUGGGGGACCAGACUGGGCGGAAGCUCCACCUGGCGAGUCCAACUCACCCGGGGACCCAAAGCUACCAUCAGCAAUUAUUGUUGACGCCUCAACACCACUUGCAAACGAUUCACGCUCCGAUGACACCACCGAGCACCCCAUCGCCUCCGCAAUGCCCGCGAAGAAGGACGCGAGAGGAUCCCGAGGUGACCCCGCCCCACGCUUCGACAACGACUCCAAAAUCUACUGGAAACCACACCGAGAAAAACAGACCGAAGAAGAAACACGCGAGGAGACUGAAGUUCGAUGAAGACACGAGCAGCCCCGUUUCGGGCACGGUAAUUCUGGGACCGGACGAAGCCGUGGUCACCGGCGACAUCGAUCCCGCCUUCAACAUCGUCGAGGUCACCGAAGAGGCGAGGGCCGAGCUCGCCAAAAUCGAGAACAGACUUGGGCCUUACCAGUGCAAACUCUGCAGGCAGUUGCACGACGAUGCCUUUCAAUUGGCUCAGCACAGGUGUUCGAGAAUCGCUCACGUCGAAUAUCGCUGUCCGGAGUGCGACAAGAGAUUCUCUUGUCCGGCUAAUCUUGCGUCCCAUCGCCGUUGGCACAAACCCCGAAUGCCCAACGGCGACACCGGCCCGACUGGUGGACCCGCUGUAACUUCAAACUCUUCUAAUUCAUCGACCAACAUCCGGGAACCAGAAAUCCCGUGCACCAGGUGUGAUGCCAAGUUCACACGAGCCGCAGCACUCCGGAAACACCUCGCGACCCAGCAUCCUGAAGCCAACAACAAUAUUUCGAUGACCAACAACAACAGCACCAACAACAGCAACGAUACAAAUGCCGCUUUCGAUGACUUCAACGCCUCCAUGCCUGGUAAGCCUCUCUGCCCACCUAUGAAUCUUGCAGAUGUUUCACUCACAAACGAGUUACCCUGACACCAAUUUCCGGCCAGGCCGAUGCCCAGACGACCCGGAAUUUAUUGGCGAUUCGGACUCGAUCUCAUGUAAAUAAUCCAACUAUUCCAUUUAAUGACAAAUUCAAACGAAAUUAUUAAAAUGCCACAUCUAUUCAAUCAAGAAAUUAUCAAUGACGCUAGUCAUCAGUUUGAUUAACAAUUGAUCGGAAAAGGUUUGGAAUUCGAUCCCGUAAAAAUACAUUUUUUUAAUUCCGUAAACAAAUAAAUAUCUUCAGUUUUUUUUUGGUCAGCGAUUGCAAUACAUCUUGUGUGGUCGAACAAAUUCCAAAAGACAAUUAAGUUAUUCAAUGUCUGUGAGCACAAAAAAAAGAAGGAAAUUUCAAUUGUUCUUAAUUGAGAAAGAUUGAAUAAAAAUUUUGAGACCCAGGAGCUCGUACACGAGUGCGUAAUCAAAAUAAUCAUAUACGAACGAGUCUAGUCACAUCUCUUCUAGUCAGGCACAACAAAUUAGCACAACAAUGGAUCUAGUCAUGAAUCUGACAUGCAUGAAAAAACGAUAUUAAAUUAUAAGAAUAUAGGAUUGUAAGUAAAAAAGUAAGAAGAUGGUGUUAAAAUCGAGUAUUAAGGAAUUGAUGCCAAAUAAAUAAGCAUGAAUGUGCAUAUUCUUCAUUCCAAUAAUGAAGAUAAAAGAAUGUUGGUGAGAAAGCAGUAUUGCUGAAAACCCUUCAUUAAAAUAAUUUUUCCGAACUUGUAAUAUUUGAUAGAUUUUUUCAAAUGACGAAAACAAUUGGCGCAGGUCAGUCAUCACAGUUUCGUCGUAUUUGUAUAUUAAAAAUCUCGUGUGAUCUAGUCGUACUCACAGAAAAAUGAGUCUUACUUGUGGAAGCCAGCUAUACAAAACUAUCCUAAGCGAUCCAAGCUCGUAAUACUGUAGUUCUAGUUAUAGGUUCGUGAUUUCUAACGUAAAAAAAAAAAAUAGAAAUUAACUCAUACAGCUGGUUUAUCAAAGAUAGCUAAGUCAAUGGAAAUGCGUUUCAGGCGUUGCAUGAACGUAAUUAGCGUAGUCAUUAGCGUCAAGUAUGAUGAUUUUGGUAACAGUAUGUCGAUUGAUGCAAAUUUUAUGGUUAAUUCAAUUUCUAGUCAUCGUACAAUUGAAUAAUUUCUAGUCAACAUAUUUAAAUCUUGAAGAAAGCACAAAUUUUUUUCCAGUUAAAUAACGGAAAUUUUCAAUGAGAAAAAAACAUUAUGAUAAGUUUAGUUGAUAACUUAUAUUAUUCUACAAAGUGUGCGAAUUUUUUUUUCGAAUUAUUUAUUAUUUCAUGGUUAUUUCUUCACUCUAUUAAAUUAGAGCGAAAGAGUAUUGUCUAGUCCAAAGAAUAUCUCAUAAGAAUCGAUUCGAUUUGGUAUCUGAAUCGUUAGCAUUUAGUGGAAAAUUAUCGAUAAAUAUAAAUAUAGGGAAAUGACUGGGUAAGUUAUGACCAAAAAACUUCGAGAUCAUGAAAAAGUCAUGGUCCAAACCUAUUUGGUCUCAUACUUGAAUCUAUAUUUUUCACUUAUUGCACUGCUGUAAAUCGUGACUAAUAUUUUCAUUUGUUUGUGCAGUUGAUCACUUCUCGAACACCAAAUGAAUGAAUUUUGUAUAAAAAAUAUAAUGAAAAAUGAUGUAUUUUAAUAUUGUGGGGAAAAAGCAAUUUUAUGUUAAGCUCAAUAUAUCGAUAUUAUUUUUUUAACGACGAAAAUGUAAUUAAUUGAAAAAUUAUUUCGUAUUGAACCUGUUUGUUAAAUCAGCUAUGAAAUUCGUUUAUAAUUGAAAAAAAAUGAAAAACAAAUGUUCAAGUGCAUUUCAAGGUUCGCGAGCUUAUUAAGUAUUACAAUGUGCAAGUGUAAGUAAUGUAAGUACAAUAUUAUUGAUAAUUUAUUGCAGCCGGAAUUUCAAAACAAAUAUUCAAUAACUAUUCGACUAAACAUAAUUUCGUUCAUCGUAAAAAAAUGUACUUUAGAUAUUAACUGUCGAUCAAACAAGGUAGAAAAAGUUCGAGUGGCAAUUUUGAUUACUCACGGAAAGUCUGAUCACCUAAAUAAAUUCAAUAUUCGAUGGACACUGGAUACAUGGGCACUGAAAUUCGAUGUAUAAAUGUACCAUACAAAUAUGAAGGAUAUGUAUAAUAUGUCAAAUAAUUUUAAGUCGUCUGUGCUACGUAAUUAAACUGUAAAAUUAAAUAUUAACAUUGAUUUAUUGGUUUAGUCUCGUAAGCGAUGAUUGUUCAUAUCUGUACAUAAGAAACGGAAUUCAUUAAAUAUAUACGAAUCUACAAAUGCA